CAGCAGAUGUAGAGGAGGCAGCUGAGAAAUUCCAAGGGUUCUCUUUGGAAAAAGCCAAGAAUGAGAGUGCCAAAGGAAACUUCGGAGAUGGAUCACAGAGGCAGGAGGAAAGCCAUGCAGGAGAUGAUCAGAGGAAUGUGGAGGAUGAGGAAAUGCAUUAUCUGUCACCAGAUGAAGUCAAAAAUGAAAACAUAAGGGGACACUUCAACAAACAAGUUGGAUCUAAGAGGCAGAAAGACAGCCACAUGGUGAAGAAGAGGGAUAAACCCAUUCCUUGCCAAGGGGGGGAUUGCUGUGAAGUAAUUCUCAUGGUGGAGGAAAAAGACAAGUACUUGGAGUGUGGAAUGAAUGUCUCAGAUCAAUCCCAAUAUAAUGCCCAUUUACGAAUGCCUACUGGAAAGGAGGCCCAUCAAUGGCUGGAGUGUGGAAAGACCAGGAUUCCCAGAGCAGAGCUCCUUAGGCACCACAGAACACAUAAAGGGGAGAAACCUUGUAGCUGCUCAGACUGUGGCAAGAGUUUCUCAAAGAAAUCAGACCUUGUUCAACACCACAGAAUUCACUCAGGAGAUAAGCUAUUUAUCUGUUCAGAGACUGGAAUGGUGUUCUCUGAUGGAGGAAAGGGUAAUACACAUUUUCCAAAGCUCAUUAUAAUGCAGGCAAAUAAAUGCUUUCAGUGUGGAAAGUACUUCAGGUACAGAUCACAGCUCCUUGUGCACCAAAGGAUCCACAGAGGGGAGAAACCUUUUGAAUGCCCUGAGUGUGGAAUGAAAUUCAGGCAGUGUGGCCAUCUUCAACAGCAUCAAAGAAACCACAAAGGGGAGAAGCCUUUUGAAUGCUCAGAGUGUGGAAAGAGAUUCAGUCAGCGUAGCAAUCUUCAACAGCAUCAAAGAAACCACAAAGGGGAGAAGCCUUUUGAAUGCUCAGAGUGUGGAAAGAGAUUCAGUCAGCGUAGCAAUCUUCAACAGCAUCAAAGAAACCACAAAGGGGAGAAGCCUUUUGAAUGCUCCGAGUGUUCAAAGAGAUUCAGUCGGAGUGAUGCUCUUCAAAACCAUCUAAGAACUCACACAGGGGAGAAGCCCUUUGAAUGCUCAGAGUGUGGUAAGAGAUUCAGUAGGAGUGGUGCUCUUCAACAGCACCUAAGAACCCACACAAGGGAGAAGCCUUUUGAAUGCUCAGAGUGUGGGAAGAGAUUCAGUCACAGUGGCACUCUUCAACAGCAUCAAAGAACCCACACGGGGGAGAAACCUUUUGAAUGCUGUGAGUGUGCAAAGAGAUUCAGUCGGAUUGAUGCUCUUCAAAGUCAUCUGAGAAGCCACACAGGGGAGAAGCCUUUUGAAUGUUUAGAGUGUGAGAAGAGAUUCAGUCACAGUGGUGCUCUUCAAAAUCACCUAACAUCUCACACUGGGGAGAAGCCCUUUGAAUGCUCAGAGUGUAGGAAGAGAUUCAAUAACAGUAGCACUCUUCAGAAACAUCUAAGAACCCACACAGGGGAGAAGCCUUUUGAAUGCUCAGAGUGUGGGAGGAGAUUCACUCAGCUUGGCAAUCUUCAGAAGCAUCAAAGAACCCACACAGGGGAGAAGCCUUUUGAAUGCUCAGAUUGUGGAAAGAGAUUCAGUCAGAGUGGCCAUCUGCAACAGCAUCUAAGAACCCACACAGGGGAGAAACCUUUUGAAUGCUCAGAGUGUGGAAAGAGAUUCAGUCACAGUGGCACUCUUCAGCUGCACCAAAGAACACACACAGGGGAGAAACCUUUUGAAUGCUCAGAGUGUGGAAAGAGAUUCAGUCGGAGUGACACUCUUCAAAGUCAUCUAAGAACCCACACAGGGGAGAAGCCUUUUGAAUGUCCAGAGUGUGGGAAGAGAUUCAGUCAGAGUGGCCAUCUUCGACAGCAUCAAGGAAUCCACAGAGGGGACAAGCCUUUUGAAUGUUCAGAGUGUAGAAAGAGAUUCAGUCAACGUGGCCAUCUUCAGCAGCAUCUAAGAACCCACAGAAGGAGUAGCCAUGUACCUUCUUAGCCCAGGGGUUUUGAACUUAUUUCUUAUAAGGGCCGGAUAUGACAUAAAUGUCAUUUUGUUGGGCUGGGCCAGGUGUGCCAGGUACCAGAGAUACAAAGUUUAGAAAGGACAAAG
Gekko japonicus is the source of this 2129-nucleotide messenger RNA. RefSeq names its product gastrula zinc finger protein XlCGF57.1-like. Gene Ontology annotation, molecular function: RNA polymerase II cis-regulatory region sequence-specific DNA binding; DNA-binding transcription factor activity, RNA polymerase II-specific. The annotation marks the transcript as partial. The record is from RefSeq and is a predicted model, not a curated record. Lineage: Eukaryota; Metazoa; Chordata; Lepidosauria; Squamata; Gekkonidae. The transcript has 2 exons. Gene Ontology annotation, biological process: regulation of transcription by RNA polymerase II.